Meloidogyne enterolobii is the source of this 600-nucleotide messenger RNA. The record is from the annotation of a GenBank genome assembly. NCBI's taxonomy places the organism in Eukaryota, Metazoa, Nematoda, Chromadorea, Rhabditida, Meloidogynidae.
UUUGUUCAAUUAUUGUUAGUUAUGAAUCGUUCAAUUUUUGUUUUAUUUGUUUUUGCUGCUAUUUGGUUUGUCCCAGCUGAAUUUGCUGAAGACAAAGAGGGAGUGGAUGAUAAUAAAUCCAUGACAAAAUUGCGUAGUAGAAGAUAUGGUGGAUGUAGUUCCUGUGCAACUACAUGUAGCACUUGCGGAAUAAGUGGAUACUCUACAUAUUCAAGCAGUAGUUAUCCAAGUUACCCCGCCUCUAGCGGAAAUAGUUAUAUUCCCAGUAGUGGAGGUGGUUGCUCAUCUUGUGGAAGUGGGGGGAGCUAUGGGGGUAGUGGAACUGGAAGUAGUUGGUGGUGGAAAUCAUCAUCUGGAUCCUCAUCACCAAGUUUUGGAUCUGGAGGAGGUGGUUUUGCACCAAAUUACGCACCAAGCUCUGGUGGAGGUGGGGGUUGUGGAGGAGGUGGAUGUGGCUCUGGGGGAGGAGGAUGUGGAGGAGGUGGUUGUGGUAAUGGAGGAACUGUCCACACUGUCCAUACAUAUACUUAUCCUGCAUCAUCUGGUGGUGGAAAUUAUGGAUAUGGAGGGGGCUGUAAUGUUUGUGGAAAGAAGAAAUAA